Microdochium trichocladiopsis is the source of this 1089-nucleotide messenger RNA. RefSeq lists its product as uncharacterized. NCBI's taxonomy places the organism in Eukaryota, Fungi, Ascomycota, Sordariomycetes, Xylariales, Microdochiaceae. The transcript has a single exon. The record is from RefSeq and is a predicted model, not a curated record. The coding region runs from base 289 to 894 and encodes 201 amino acids.
CCCCACGCCUCCCAUGGCGUCCGCGUGACUUCCAGAGUCGACGGCUCAUCCAGUGGGCGUGUACACUCCUCCCAGAGAGUACUCUAGUAUCCAGGCUGAUAUCGAGCCGCUUGGGUCAGUCGCCAGCAUCAAUGGAACCGACCUGCUCGCGGGCAGGUCGAUGCUCGUUCUGUGUGGAAGCAGAAUCGCUGUCUCCGGAAGCGCUCCUUCCCGGGCGCUGCGGAGUGCUGUGCACCUUCUCCUCACCCGUUUCUUGCCAGUGAAGACGAACCGUAGCUUACAAGAGUCAUGAAUUCCCCCAUUUCCUACUCCAUACUUACACUGAGUACGUUAAACUAUCCUCCAUCGGGCGAUUCAUACAGGUCUUACAAUGGUAGCAGGCACGUCUUCGUCGAGCAGAACCGCUCCGGGCUUGCUUGCUCCACGGUGGACAUCCCCACAAGGCCCUACUUACAGACUAGUGCGGAUUCGGCAUGCAGGGGUCGAGGUCAACGGCAAUGUCACCCCGGAGCGCCUGCGACCCAUGCGCUUUGGCGGAGCCCCAAAGAGCAAGGAGCGCAGGGCAGAGGGGGUCGAAUACAGAGGGCGGCUUGGUUUGAGGAUGGUGUCAGCUCAUCACGGGACACGGGUCGGGCUUCAAACCACGAAAUACAACAGGCUUGGCAACAUUGGAGGGACACCAUUUCCACAAAAACCAGCUCCCCACUAACACUCGUGCGAACUCCAGCAUUUGCGGAACAGGGGCCUUCAUCGGAAGGGACAUGCAUUUCAAUCGCCAUGCCGACCUUUGAGCCUCGACACCUUGGAUCUCAUUUGCCUUUGCGACGUCAGCGAGGGACUGCGUCACAUUUCAUCGAAACCAGCCGAGCAAACCGAGCGCGAGGGAUCUUGUAAGUAGAUGACGCAUGUUUUCAUAUAAUGCCCCUCUACGGAAACCAGAAACAAAAAAUGUAGAUAUACAGUCCCGAAAACAGUCUCCCCUAAAACGCCAGAUGCUAUCUUGUGCAGACUGCAAAUUAUCCCAUGUGAACCGAGUGACGCCGUGCCCGAGUCCAUGCAACGCGAUGUGCUUUACAGCGCGAUAGUCUU